Carassius gibelio (silver crucian carp) is the source of this 820-nucleotide messenger RNA. Its product is annotated as synaptosomal-associated protein 23. The record is from RefSeq and is a predicted model, not a curated record. Gene Ontology annotation, molecular function: SNAP receptor activity; syntaxin binding. The transcript has 8 exons. Gene Ontology annotation, biological process: synaptic vesicle priming; synaptic vesicle fusion to presynaptic active zone membrane; exocytosis. Gene Ontology annotation, cellular component: plasma membrane; SNARE complex. NCBI's taxonomy places the organism in Eukaryota, Metazoa, Chordata, Actinopteri, Cypriniformes, Cyprinidae. The coding region runs from base 90 to 734 and encodes 214 amino acids.
UAAAUAUGCUGUUUCUCCUUUUGUGCUCCCACAACUCUCUCUGAGGGAUUUUUGUGAUGCAAAGAGGAAACGUUUACAUGUACAACUGAAUGAUCACAACACUUCAAGAUUUAAGAUCCCAGUUCAGCAGAAUGGCAGACAUGUCAGUUGAGGAGAUGACAGCUAAAGCCAACCGUGUAACAAAUGAGUCACUUGAAAGCACUAAACGAAUGGUCCAAAUGACAAAUGAUAGUAUCAACGCUGGGGUCAAGACAAUGACUAUGUUAGAUAAGCAGGGAGAAACACUAAUGAAUGUGGAACGGGAAAUGGACCAGAUUAAGCAGGACAUGAAACAAGCUCGAAAAAACCUGAAUGAACUGUCCAAAUGCUGCGGCCUGUGUUUGUGCCCAUGUAACAGACUGAAGUCCACCGAGAGUGGCUGGAGAAAAAAGCAGGUCAGGGAACCAAAGGAAAGCAAGCAGAAGGUGCUAUCAAGCCAACCGACUGCUCUUCGCAAUGGGCAGGCCUCCACCGGCCCCUACAUCACGAGAAUAACAGAUGAUGAUCGAGAAGAUAAGAUGGAAGAGAAUCUAAGUCAGGUGGUCGACCACGUUGCAAUAUUAAAGAACAUGGCACUGGGCUUGAACAACAAGAUUGAAGAUCAAAACCAAAAAAUGGAUCGUGUCAAUAAUGAGAUUACAACAGUUACAAGUGAGGUUGCUGCGGCGGAAAAACAAGCCAGGAAACACCGAUAAGAGAAAUACAGAAAGGACCACCAUCCUUCCCAUCCUACAAUUUUUUUUUCUUUUUAGUUUUUUUUUUUUUUUUUUUUUUGCUUUUU